GCUGGGUGGCGGUGUGCAGGCCGCUUCUCCCAAAAGAGCCGGUGACGAGGAAAUGGAGCAGGAAAUUAAUGAGGAGCUGCUGCAUGAAAUCGAGCUCCUGGCAUCCCUACGUCAUCCGGAUCUGGUGCUCUUCUUGGGGGCCUGCCUUGACCCAAAGUAUCCCAUCAU
Molecule: messenger RNA, 168 nt
Organism: Symbiodinium pilosum
Lineage: Eukaryota; Dinophyceae; Suessiales; Symbiodiniaceae
Source: the annotation of a GenBank genome assembly